Messenger RNA from Coccidioides posadasii C735 delta SOWgp, 2168 nucleotides. RefSeq names its product Putative glycosidase crf2 (gene CRF2). Gene Ontology annotation, molecular function: hydrolase activity, hydrolyzing O-glycosyl compounds; chitin binding. Lineage: Eukaryota; Fungi; Ascomycota; Eurotiomycetes; Onygenales; Onygenaceae. Gene Ontology annotation, biological process: carbohydrate metabolic process. The record is from RefSeq and is a predicted model, not a curated record.
CCUCCCUGGCAUCUUCCUCGACCCUCAUUUUCCCAGUCCACUUCCACCUUUCGUUUUUUCCUCUUCUCUCAUCCCACCCCAUCCCAUCUCGUCUCCAGAGGCAGCAGUCACUCGUUUCACGCUCUCUCCCCUUUGCAGAUCGAGUCUCAUUCUCUCGUCCUUCUUCUUCUUCUUCUUCUUCUUCUUCGUCUUUGCUUAUUUUUAUUUUUAUUUUUUUGGUGUUUCUUUUCGGGCUUCCGUCUCCUCCCAUCCUUCCUGCCUCCCGCAACCCCUUUUUCCGGGUUUCCCGUUUCGCAGUCCCUCGUUGUGGAAGUCGCGCUUCCCCCCCACCCAACAAUAAAAACUUCCGUUUGCUCUUUCCCGCUUCGAUCUCCACUUAAAACUCCAUCGAUCUUUCCCCCCGGCGCAAGUUGUAGGUCCUUCCCAGAUCGUGCGUCGAAACGGGAACUUUUUAUCUCUUUCGGGCAAAUCGUUUAUGAACAAUAUCCAGCGCUGCCUGCUCCGUAUAUAUACACACGCCUCCCUAUAUAUACGGUCCAUCCCAUUAUAUUAUAUCAGUCUACAUCGCCAGGGGCGCGGAAAACCCAAAAUCCCUUUGAACGACUGCUUGCUCCCCCGAUCUCCUCGCCAUGACUCGUCUGCUGGCAUACGCACUGGCUUUGGCCCUUUCGUCCCAAGCCUUCGUGGCCGCCAAGCCGCAGAAGUGCGGCCCAAGCCAGAAGUGCCCUGAAAGCGCUCCGUGCUGUUCUCAAUACGGAGACUGCGGCUCCGGUGCAUACUGCCUCGGUGGCUGCGACCCAAAAUGGUCCUUCGCAAUCGACUCUUGCCUUCCGGCGCCCGUAUGCAAGAGCAAGACCUACAGGUGGGAUAACCUUGAUGGCGUCGCCCCCAACACAAAGUACCUUGGCGAUGCGAGCAAGGCGGACUGGGUAUCGAGUGGCGAGCCGUUGACGAGCGACGGCAGUCUCAUCUUGACCAUGGCUCCCGAUACCGUUGGUACGCUCAUGGCUAACAACCAUUACAUGUGGUACGGCAAGACCACUGCUCGGUUGAAGACUAGCCGUGGCAAGGGCGUGGUCACUGCAUUUAUCCUCCUCUCCGACAUGAAGGACGAGAUCGACUUCGAGUUUGUCGGCGUCGAUUUGCAGAAUGCUCAGACCAACUACUACUUCCAAGGAAUCACCGACUAUACUAACGGACAAAACGCGUCUGCUUCUGACACCUUCGAUGAAUUUCACACCUACGAGAUCGACUGGAAGCCUGAGUCGAUCACGUGGUCCAUCGACGGCAAGCCCGUCCGCGUCAAGAAGAGAUCUGAAACCUUCAACAAGACCUCGAACCAAUACGCCUACCCUCAAACCCCCUCCCGUGUGCAACUCUCCCUCUGGCCGGCCGGUCUUCCAAGUAAUGGUGAGGGCACUAUCGAAUGGGCUGGCGGGCUUGUUGAUUGGAACCACGAAGACAUCAAGAACCACGGCUAUUAUUAUGCUCUCUUUGAUGAAGUCACCGUCGAGUGCUACGAUCCCCCAAAGGACGCCAAGGUUGAGGGCAGCAAGUCCUACAUCUUCACCGAUGAGAAGGGAACCGAAGAUACAGUCAAGAUUACCAAUAAGAAUACCGUUUUGAAGUCAUUCCUGGGCAACGGCCGUGACACCGAUAAGGAUUAUCCAUCCGCCAGUGGAACCAGGAGACCCAGUCAGACCAGCGAUCUUGCAGUCGUUCCCGGUUUGAGUGGUGCCGGGCCCGGAGCUGAUGGGAACCGAGGAGACAGCGACGGCUCCGACGGUGGUUCACCUAACGGCGGCAAUAGACCAAACCCCACGGACUUCUCUCAGGGUGGCGACCGGGGCAAUGAGAGCAGCGGUGCGUCACCCCAAAACGAGCAAGUGCUGAAAGGGUCCCUGUUUGCAGUGCUUGUGGCUCUUGUGGUCCUUGUUACCAUGUAAUAUUUCUAUGCUCUUUUUACAGUUGUAUAUAUUUUAGGGAAAAUCUUUUUUUCCCUCACGUCUGCUUGCAGUUGGGAUACUCGAUUGUUAGAGCUAUACGCUUUAAUUGACGCUUUUUAGCUUACGGAGUACUUGAAUGUCAUUUUCAGCAUGGCGGUCUGCACCAUUAAAUAGGUACUAAUAAUGAUUCAAGAUAAAUACCAUUCAUCAGAUUAGCAACAA